AUGGCGUCUGAGGAUGAGUAUGAUUUUGACUAUAGCGAUGAAGACGAGGACAUGGAGGACGCUGAGACUGCAGACUUGCAUGUACAGAUUGAGAAUGCUUAUUACUUAGCAAAGCAGCUACUUGAGAACGAACCGCCUGAGCGAGAAGCCGCUUUGGGAGCGCUAGAACAAGUGCUACAGCUACAGAGUGAGCAGACCGAUUGGGGUUUUAAAGCUCUCAAACGGACGGUAAAGCUGCUGUUUGAAAUGCAACGACAUGAUGAAGCCAUGCGGAGAUAUGAUGAGCUACUGGGUUACACGAAGACAGCAGUGACACGGAACAAUUGGGAGAUUCUGCAAAGGUUUUAUGAAACGACGUUAGAGACGCUCAAGGAAGCGAGGAACGAGAGGUUAUGGUUUAAGACAAGUGUCAAGUUGGGUAACCUAUUGUACGAGAUUGGAGACUUUUCGAGGCUGAGCAAGAUAAUUAAGGAGCUGCUGGCAUCGUGCAGCGAUGAGGACGGAGAUGAUGGUGUUAGGAAAAACUCACAGUUAUUAGAGGUGUAUGCGCUACAGAUUCAGAUGUACACGGCACAGAAGGACAACAAGAAACUAGUAUCGAUCUACGAAAAAGCAUUACGGAUCAAGUCAGGCGUUGCGCAUCCGAAAAUUAUUGGUGUCAUUCACGAAUGUGGCGGUAAAAUGUACAUGAUGCAACGAGAGUGGGACAAAGCUCGUAGUGACUUCUUCUCUGGAUUCAAGAGCUAUGACGAAGCUGGUGAACCGCGGCGGCUUCAGUGUCUGAAGUACUUGGUGCUUGCCAACAUGCUGAGUGAAUCUCAAGUCAACGUAUUUGACUCACAGGAGGCCAAACCGUACGAAAAUGACAAGGAGAUUGUGGCGAUGACGAUGCUGACAGAUGCGUUUUUGCACAACGAAAUCAAGACUUUCGAGCACGUGCUGACACGGAAUCAGGAAGCCAUUAUGGAUGACCCUUUCAUUAAGCACUACAUUGACAGUCUGUUGCGAACAAUUCGCAGCAAGGUGCUACUGAAAAUUGUCAAGCCCUAUCGCACCAUGGAUACGCAGUACAUUGCACGCGAGCUAAACGGUAUCCCGCUUUCGGAGGUGGAAUCAUUAUUGUCAGCGCUGGUGUUGGACAAGAAAAUUGAAGCACGCAUCGAUCAGAUUCAUCAUACGCUUGUGCUGAUGGACCGCAAGCCUGAGGAGAAGUUCCAAACAUCUAUUCAGGGUUGGUGCAAUGCCCUCGAGAAGUUUUAUUCAGUGACGGUGGACCGCAUUAGCACUGGGAUGUGA
Molecule: messenger RNA, 1296 nt
Organism: Peronospora belbahrii
Lineage: Eukaryota; Oomycota; Peronosporomycetes; Peronosporales; Peronosporaceae
Source: the annotation of a GenBank genome assembly